GGAUUCUGAAUUUCGUACGAAAUUCUGUACAGAAAAGUGUCUUUUUACUUUUACUUCGAUUAAGAAGUGUAGCACAAACUUCAUAACUCUGUUGCUGUUGUUUUUUUUUUGGUGGUCGUUAAAUGUCUGUGGAACUAAACUUGAGGUGGUCAUCGACGGUCGAUUUGCUAAGCUUAAGUUUCCAUGCAAGUUUUCGGAGAGUUUUUCUGGGGGUUUCUUCCACCAAAGCCCACCGAAAACAGAAAGUUCUUCUACGACCUUCUUUAUAUUCAAGGCUUAAGUCUCUCUCACGAAAUUUUUUUAACAACCGUUGGACUUGAUUGAUGUUUCUUGCCUUCUGUGAACACUCACCAAUCAAACUGCUGACUGUCAAGCUGUAUGGAUUACUAACCAGUGAUAUAGCUCAUGAUGCUGCUGUCGGGGCAGAUGAACCUGUUGAUAUCGUCCGGUGGGCCCGUCGGACUACACAACUUCUGGACCAGCAUGUUGUAGGUCACCCCGGAAGCCAUGACGGUCGCCAUAGUGCUGAUGAUGACCGGCAGCAAGACGGACAGCCCCUUCAAGACACUGAGUAUUCCCAUCUUGACAGAUCGCUACAGUUCUCUUCGCCGUCUAGUUCGCUUAGUUUUGAUAUUCGAUUCCUUAUCUUAUCGGACCGUUCGAGAUUUUAUUCAAUGGCAAUAUUCAUAGAAGAAGAAUGA
Nezara viridula (southern green stink bug) is the source of this 701-nucleotide messenger RNA. The record is from the annotation of a GenBank genome assembly. Lineage: Eukaryota; Metazoa; Arthropoda; Insecta; Hemiptera; Pentatomidae.